This is a messenger RNA of Closterium sp. Naga37s-1, 537 nucleotides long. NCBI's taxonomy places the organism in Eukaryota, Viridiplantae, Streptophyta, Zygnematophyceae, Desmidiales, Closteriaceae. The record is from the annotation of a GenBank genome assembly.
AUGGGUGGGGCAUCAACGGGUACGGACAGCACGGGUAGGGCACAAACGGGCAGAACUGGGCAACACGGGCAGAACGGGGCAGGAAACGGGCUGAACGGGGCAGGACACGGGCUGAACGGGGCAGGAUACGGGCUGAACGGGGCAACAUGGGCAGAACGGGGCAACACGGGGACAACGGGGCAGCACAGGCAGAACGGGGCAGGACAAGGGCUGAACGGGGCAACACGGCACGGGAACGGGCACGACACAGGCAGAACGGGGCAGCACGGGGAGAGCGGGGCAGCACAGGAACACGGGGGGCAGCACGGGAACACGGGGGGCAGCACGGGAACACGGAGGGUAGCACGGGAAGCACGGGACGCACGAGUGAAACAGGUGGGGCACAACCGGGUACGGACAGCACGGGUGAGACUGGUGGGGCACAACCGGCACGGUAGCAGUCGCAAGCGCGGCAGGAGCUGGCGGGAGCGUGGGUGGGGGCGACCGGGGGGGGGAGGGGAGGAGGAGGGGAUGGGCGGGCGACGGCGCGAGCGGUAG